Messenger RNA from Aspergillus saccharolyticus JOP 1030-1, 1935 nucleotides. Its product is annotated as nucleobase cation symporter-1 family protein. Gene Ontology annotation, biological process: transmembrane transport; nucleobase transport. Bases 262 to 1863 code for a protein of 533 amino acids. Gene Ontology annotation, molecular function: nucleobase transmembrane transporter activity. The record is from RefSeq and is a predicted model, not a curated record. The transcript has 3 exons. Gene Ontology annotation, cellular component: plasma membrane. NCBI's taxonomy places the organism in Eukaryota, Fungi, Ascomycota, Eurotiomycetes, Eurotiales, Aspergillaceae.
CGUGGCCCGUGAGAGCUAUCAACCAGCAAGGGUGCUUAUCUUGCUUAUCUGACCCUGGGGCAUCAAUCAUUGAUGGGAGCCUGCAGGGUAUUAUAGUCAAUCGUCGGACUAUGUGCAAUCCGUCCUCCACUGGCUUGCGACCGAGUGUUUGACAAUUCAUCCUUCACGUCAGGCCUGGGUCGCUGUUCUGUGCACCUGUCGAUAUACUAGAACAUCAUUCCAUCAUAUCCGAGCACAGGUGGAGGACUGUGAGCAACCGCCAUGAAGUUCAAUCGGCCUCACCUUCAUGUGGCUCAAUCGAAGUCUGCUUUUGCAGAGGGCAACUCUCGAUGGACUAACCUCGAUCUCGACCCGGUACCUCUGCAUCGCCGUAAAUGGGGUCCUCUCAGUUUUAUCUCUUACUGGAUCUCCGACGCUUUCAAUGCGGCGACAUGGCAGUUUGCCAGUAGCAUUAUUGCCGUCGGUCUUAGCUGGCGUGAAUCGAUCGCCAUUGUCGCUAUUUCCUUCUUCAUCAUGUCAUUCGUCAUCGCCGGGAAUGGCGCGGUGGGUGCGAUCUAUCAUGUUCCCUUUCCAGUAAUUGCGCGAGCCAGCUGGGGCUUUUGGGGAUCAUAUGUCGCCAUCGUCUCCCGGGUCAUCCUGGCGCUCUUCUGGUUCGCCAUCCAGAACGUUAACGGAGGAAAUGCCGUGCGGGUCAUGAUCGGCGCGAUCUGGCCCAGUUUCUUAAAGCUGAAAAACAACAUUCCUGAAGACCAGGGAAUCACGACUAAUGGCAUGGUGAGCUAUUUUAUCUUCUGGCUCAUCCAGCUGCCUUUCCUUUGCAUUCACCCGAACAAAGUGCGAUGGCUGUUCGUGGUCAAAUCCGUCAUUGUUCCGACCGCAUGGAUUGCGAUCCUGAUUUGGGCAUUUGUGGCUGAGGGUGGAGGAGACAUGUUUGCCCAGAAGCCGACGGUUUCUGGGUCGCAGUACAGUUGGUUGUUCUUGUCGAGUAUGACUGCAGUUCUGGGUAAUUACGCCACUCUGAGCGUGAAUCAGUCCGAUUUCUCACGAUACUCGCGCGUUACCCCGAAAUGGCAGCUGCUGUACGUUCCAAUGCUGCCAAUCAUCUUUACCUUCAUCUCCUUCAUUGGAAUUGCCGCUUCUUCGGCGGGCCAAGCCCGUUACGGGGGUGCGAUCCCAUGGGAUCCGAUCGAGUUGAUCAGCCACUGGUCCAGUCGAGCGUGUCGAUUUUUUGCCGCGUUCUCCUUCCUGUUGGCAUCCUUGGGAGUCAAUAUCUCGGCCAACUCCAUUUCCGCAGCGAACGAUUUGAUGGCACUGUUUCCGGAGCACGUCAAUCUCCGACGGGGCCAGAUCAUUUGUGGAUUGCUAUCCUGGGCUCUCGUACCGUGGAAGAUCCUUGAGUCAGCAGGCAAUUUCAUGAAUUUCAUGUCGGCAUAUGCGAUUUUCCUCGGACCGAUUGCCGCGAUCAUGCUCUGGGACUUUUGGGUGCUGAAACGCGGAAAGUACGAUACCAUGGCGUUAUAUCAACCACACAACCCUAUAUAUAGAUAUUGGUGGGGGGUGAAUUGGCGGGCCAUUGUGGGGUUCGUGGUGGGGGUGGUGCCAAAUCUGCCAGGGUUGAUCCAUUCGGUGAAUAGCAGCAUUCCGGUGGGAGUGGGGAUCCACCCGUAUCAGUUCGGAUGGCUGCUGGGGUUUGUAGCCACGAGUAUCGUUUACGUCGGGCUGUCCUGGUGGUUCCCGGCGCGCGAGUCCCUCAUUGACCGGGCCGUGAUGGCCGAAGAGAUCUACGAGGCGCGGGAUCACAUUGAGGGGAUGCCGGCUGGGUCGGACGAGGCCUUGCACGAGCAGGAGAAGGUGAAGGUCUAAGUUGCGUAUAGAGUAUAUGAUUUAGGCCCUUCGUUCAUCAAAUCGAGAGAAGCAAACCAGAAAGAAAAGCCA